UGGAAACGAAAGCAAACGCAAUCUACUCUUUCCGCGUUUUCACAAGCCUGCUCCUGAAGCUGCUGCCGCUGACGCUGCAGCUGCAGCUGAUAACACGAAGUUACAGAAACUACAGAAAACGAACCCAAUGCUGUCCUAACGGUCCCUGCUAAUAGCUGAAUCCACAAGGAGUUAAAGCCAGCGUGCCAAGUGAAGACAAACUGAUGUCACAGAAAAGAAAGGAACUACAGGAGGCCUUGUGCCGCUACACCACAGAUACACUCACCUAUAUUGACACAGUAAGAGGAUUCUGUGAAGGGAUCUCUACAUGGAUCCUUGCGAGGGAGAUAGAAAUGAUCUGUAUGGUGGACAUCAAAGACAGAGCUAUGAGCAAAGGGAAGGCCUUUCUGGAGCUGGAGAAAGAGCUGGCUGCUGUGGUGAAGUACACUCUGGGAGGCCUGAAGGAGCUGGACUGCUUCCUGGAUGCAGUGGAGAAGCUUGCGGUCACCUCACUUCAUGUGUUCAAGAAGGAGAACCAAGUGUUACACCUGCCCCAAGGGAUCAGCUGUGAACAGGUUCAGGUUGUCAUCAUUGCUGCACAGCAAAUCUGCCCACAACUCCUCGAGUUUAAAAGAGAUGCAAGUGUCUUCUUCUGUCCCAAACUUCAGAAUGUGGAAGUGCUGUCCUACCAACUGGACAAAUACAUUCAGACCACCCAGAAAAUCUGUGACAAGUUAGAGAAAAGCUCCUUCAGUGAGUUUAGCCUGAAGAUGACUGCUGAAACUCGGGUAGACAUUGAUGUGAAUUUGUCUGAAGAUGACAUGAAGAGAAUGCUUUGUCACAUUACUCAGCUUGAUGAAAUCCGGAUGAACCAGGACUUCCGGAUGGUGUUCUUGUUUCAGGAGGAAUCAUGUUCUGGCUUCAUCAGUGAGUUCCGCAAGCGACAGCCCGGGAUGCUGCAGUUUCUCAAUGAGCUGGAGGAGAAUGCUGUUCAGCUAGACAGGAUGAAUAAGGGGGCAAAGAUCUCCAGUGUGGCAGGCAGCUCAGUGGGGGCAGUUGGAGGUGUGUUUUCCAUCAUUGGUUUGGCAUUAAGUCCAGUAACAGCUGGAGUGUCUCUAGCUCUGACAAUGACUGGGGUAGGGAUGGGAAUUACCAGUGGGGUCAACAGUCUUGUCACCACAGCCACAGAGAUCGGAGUAAACUAUACACAAAAAAACAAAGCCAACGUAGCCUUCCAGAGCUUCAUGAAGGAUGUGCAGAGUCUGCAGGAUUGUCUGGAGAAGGUGAGCAGUCAAACUGUCAGCACAAUAGAAACAAGUAAGAUGGAUGUGGCUGUGGAAGUAGGCAAGGUCCUUGGUAAAGCUGGUGCUGUUGGAAAAGGGAUUGAUUCGUUUGUUGAUGCUGCCUCUGCUUUUAAGUUGUUGAAAAGCGAAGAGCUGAUUGCAGGUGCUGGAAAGGUGGUGGCCCAGGAAGGUAAAGCCUUACGUAACGUUCCCAGGGUGGCCUCAGAAGUCCCAGAUAUCGGUCAGGCAGCAGUCAAAGGGCCUCUUGCCCUCUCCAAAUCAUCCAGGGGUCUUUUCAUCGCAGCCAAUGCUCUUUUCCUUGGUCUGGAUAUCUUCUUCAUCUGUAAAGACAGCAUCAGUCUGGCCAAAGGCAGCGAGACUGAAGUCUCAAAGUUCAUCAGAGCCAGAGCUGAACUUUGGCGAUCAGAGAUGGACUCGUGGCAGAAGAUCCAUGACUCCCUGUGCAAAGGUCUGAAGACCUCAGAGAAAAACAGAGCUGUCCUGGAGACGCCAUUUUAUCCAGAGAUGCAGCUGAAGAAACACUCUCACUGGCCACUUUAUUAGGUACACCUUUGGUGUACUGAUUUGGAUCACCUUUUACCUUCAGAACUGCCUUAAUUCUUCGAGGCAUAUUUCAGCAAGGUUUUGGAAACAUUCUUCAGAGAAGUUGGUCCAUAUUGACGUGUUGUCCAUUCAGAGAUGGUAUUCUGCAUACCUUGGUUGUAACGAGUGGUUAUUUGAGUUACUGUU
Molecule: messenger RNA, 2012 nt
Organism: Micropterus dolomieu (smallmouth bass)
Lineage: Eukaryota; Metazoa; Chordata; Actinopteri; Centrarchiformes; Centrarchidae
Product: apolipoprotein L2-like
Exons: 5
Coding region: 204-1826 (540 amino acids)
Biological process (GO): lipoprotein metabolic process; lipid transport
Cellular component (GO): extracellular region; membrane
Molecular function (GO): lipid binding
Source: RefSeq, a predicted model, not a curated record